GCUGGAAAGGAGGCAGCUGCACAGGAGCCAUUAAACUGUAUCCUGGCUGCUGCGAUCUGAUCUGGCUGCUGCGUCUGGUCUGGUGUCUACUGAGGAGAAGGAGCAGCCGCUGCCGCAGCCCUGUCCAGACCCCGUGCUGAGGCGAGCAGGGGACCUCCUCAGCCUUGCUCUGCUGCUGUCCCUGUCUGCCAGCCAGCUGAGGGUUACGUCUCAGUGGUCUCAGCUUCCAAGGAGGUUGCUGAGGUGCUGUACCCAGUGGCUUUGCAGGGCAGCAGCAUGGAGUCCCUCUUCGCUGCCCCAUUCCUGGAGAUCCUCUACGGCAGCCAGGGCAACCUGUCCCUCCUGAGCUCCAACCACAGUCUGCCACCCCCCCACCUGCUGCUCAACACCAGCCAUGGUGCCUUCUUGCCCCUGGGGCUCAAGGUCACCAUUGUGGGGCUCUAUCUGGCCGUGUGUGUUGGGGGGCUGCUGGGGAACUGCCUCGUCAUGUAUGUCAUCCUCAGGCACACCAAGAUGAAGACAGCUACCAACAUCUACAUCUUUAAUCUGGCCCUAGCUGACACUCUGGUUCUGCUAACACUGCCCUUCCAGGGCACAGAUAUCCUCCUGGGCUUCUGGCCAUUCGGGAAUGCCCUGUGCAAGACAGUCAUUGCCAUUGACUACUACAACAUGUUCACCAGCACCUUCACACUGACCGCCAUGAGUGUGGACCGCUACGUAGCCAUCUGCCACCCCAUCCGCGCCCUUGAUGUCCGGACAUCCAGCAAAGCCCAGGCUGUCAAUGUGGCCAUCUGGGCCCUGGCCUCUGUGGUCGGUGUUCCUGUUGCCAUCAUGGGAUCGGCACAGGUUGAGGAUGAAGAGAUCGAAUGUUUGGUGGAGAUCCCCAGCCCGCAGGACUACUGGGGCCCUGUGUUUGCCAUCUGCAUCUUCCUCUUCUCCUUCAUCAUCCCUGUGCUCAUCAUCUGUGUCUGCUACAGCCUCAUGAUCCGGCGGCUCCAUGGUGUCCGCCUGCUCUCAGGCUCCCGUGAGAAGGACCGGAACCUGCGGCGCAUCACUCGACUGGUGCUGGUGGUAGUGGCUGUGUUCGUGGGCUGCUGGACGCCUGUGCAGGUCUUUGUGCUGGUCCAAGGGCUGGGCAUUCAGCCGGGCAGUGAGACUGCCGUGGCCAUCCUCCGCUUCUGCACGGCCCUGGGCUACGUCAACAGCUGCCUCAACCCCAUCCUCUAUGCCUUCCUGGAUGAGAACUUUAAGGCCUGCUUCCGCAAGUUCUGCUGCACGUCUGCCCUGCGCCGGGAAAUGCAGGUGUCUGACCGCGUGCGAAGCAUCGCCAAGGAUGUGGCCGUCGCCUGCAAGACCUCUGAGACGAUACCACGGCCCGCAUGACUAGGCGUGGACCUGCCCAUGGUGCCUGUCAGCCCGCAGAGCCCAUCCACGCCCAACACGGAGCUCACGCAGGUCACUGCCCUCUAGGCUGACUCCUGAGCCCUGAGCACCUGGAGCCUUGGGUGGGCUUUCUCUUUGGCCCAGGGACGCUCUGUCCCAGAGGAGGACCUAGUCACACCAUGGGACAGUUGAAAGCAUUAGGGCUGCCUCUGCAGCCCUCGUCAGACUAACAUGGCCCUCCUACUGCAGGGCCGAGGGGAGCACAAGGACUUUGCCCUGAAGCAUCCACUGCAUCGGGGGACACACCUGACUGCAGCCCACGCACAUGCUCCUGUGCUCCAUGUGACUUUUCCUUGGCCUCUCCCCCUGCUGUCAGCUGAACACUGUGUGCUCUGGUGGGCACACCCCUGAGGUGUGACAGUGGCUGUGUAGUCACGUGUACCUCACGAGCUGCAUGCUGUCUGCAUGGCAGGGCUCCAGCUGCCUUCUGCCUUGCUGUGUCUCCUCAGGGCAGCUGGAGGUGUGGGGCUGCCCGGGGGGCACAGCAGGCAGCAUUACUUUGGGGUGGGACUCACCCUGAGCUGGGGGCUGCCAGCUGGAGCACCUUUUG
Messenger RNA from Galeopterus variegatus (Sunda flying lemur), 1993 nucleotides. It is a transcript of the gene OPRL1, whose product is annotated as opiate receptor-like 1. Gene Ontology annotation, molecular function: nociceptin receptor activity; neuropeptide binding. Gene Ontology annotation, cellular component: neuron projection; membrane. Lineage: Eukaryota; Metazoa; Chordata; Mammalia; Dermoptera; Cynocephalidae. The record is from RefSeq and is a predicted model, not a curated record. The transcript is spliced from 5 exons. Bases 277 to 1383 code for a protein of 368 amino acids. Gene Ontology annotation, biological process: neuropeptide signaling pathway; sensory perception of pain.